Messenger RNA from Musa acuminata AAA Group (dessert banana), 534 nucleotides. RefSeq names its product blue copper protein 1a-like. Gene Ontology annotation, cellular component: plasma membrane. The record is from RefSeq and is a predicted model, not a curated record. Gene Ontology annotation, molecular function: electron transfer activity. The transcript is spliced from 2 exons. The coding region runs from base 1 to 534 and encodes 177 amino acids. NCBI's taxonomy places the organism in Eukaryota, Viridiplantae, Streptophyta, Magnoliopsida, Zingiberales, Musaceae.
AUGGCUUCCCUGCAGACCAUGUUCGUAGUUCUCUCCUUCGCCGCAGCUGCGCUACAGUCUGCCAUGGCGGCAGAUAUCGUUGUAGGCGAUGAGAAGGGCUGGCUCCCAGAUUUCAAUUACACAUCCUGGGCUCAGGGCAAGCAGUUCAAGGUUGGCGACAACCUCCUGUUCGAGUACAAAGCAGGGGCUCACAACGUGAUGCAAGUGUGGGGAGUCGAAUUCGAGGCAUGCAGUGCAAGUGCAGCAGCCAUUGUUUUUGCCACCGGCAAUGACAUGGUGGCUCUCGACGCCCCAGGAAAGAGAUGGUAUAUCUGUGGGGUUGGAGAUCACUGCAGCCGGGGCCAGAAGCUUGCCGUCGACGUUCUACCAGCAGCCAUGAGUCCUGCUUCACCUCCUUCCUCACAACCUCCACCGCCACCACUUGCUCCUUCUUCACCACCUCCUUCAUCAUCCCGCUCGCCGAACAUGAUCGCAGCACGAACAUACCACGCCCUGAUGGCGGCGGCGGCGGCGGCCAUGGUCGCUGCGGCAUGA